AUGACACCUCUUCCUCUCCCAAAUUUAGUCUCCUUUACCAAAACAUGGCAUAACGAACCAUACCCUUUCAUCUCCCCUACAAGACCCGAGCUAUCAGCUCGUGGGAAGAACGUUGUCAUCACGGGCGGCAGCCAUGGAAUUGGCCGAGCCAUUGGCGUUGCCUUUGCUCAAGCCGAUGCCAAGUCCGUCGCGAUCAUUGGCAGGAGUCGCGAACGUCUGGAAACAGCAGCAACGGCGAUACGCGCUGCCAAUCCGUUGACUACUGUUUUGCUUGAAGUUGCAGACACUACACAACGGGAGUCGAUCACCAAAGCCUUGAACAGCAUUGUUGAUCAAGCUGGCAAGAUUGACAUAUUUGCUGCUAAUGCUGGAAUACUUCCCGUCUAUGGUCUUGUGAUGGGAUAUCCUGAAGAAGAACUUCUUCGAAGCCUCAUGAUUAAUACCGUGGGUGCUUUUAACUCGAUACAAGCGUUUCUUCCGCUCGCAGCACCGGGAGCCAAACUCUUUAACACGAGCUCCGGGAUAGGCCAUUGGCAGCCGAAUGACGCAGUUACGGGUGACUUUGCUUACUCGAUUGCAAAAGCAGCAGCGAUCAAGAUGUUUGACUACGUUGCUUUUGAGAACCUGGGGCUUCAUGUUGUUAGCUUCCAGCCAGGCAUCAUAGCAACAGGCAUCAAUCCCGACAUUACGCUAGGUUUCGAUACAGUGGAAUUACCUGCCCAUUUUGUGGUUUGGCUUGCUUCAAAAGAGGCAGAAUUUCUGAAGGGAAAAUUCGUUUGGGCAAAUUGGGAUGUACAAGAACUCAUGGCUCGACAAGACGAGAUCAAGAAUCCCAUGCUUCUCAAACUGUCGCUGAAUGGGGUCGAUAUGUAG
Molecule: messenger RNA, 873 nt
Organism: Fusarium pseudograminearum CS3096
Lineage: Eukaryota; Fungi; Ascomycota; Sordariomycetes; Hypocreales; Nectriaceae
Exons: 2
Coding region: 1-873 (290 amino acids)
Molecular function (GO): oxidoreductase activity, acting on the CH-OH group of donors, NAD or NADP as acceptor
Source: RefSeq, a predicted model, not a curated record